Molecule: messenger RNA, 1160 nt
Organism: Xyrauchen texanus (razorback sucker)
Lineage: Eukaryota; Metazoa; Chordata; Actinopteri; Cypriniformes; Catostomidae
Gene: cd40lg
Product: CD40 ligand
Exons: 5
Coding region: 42-755 (237 amino acids)
Biological process (GO): immune response
Cellular component (GO): membrane
Molecular function (GO): tumor necrosis factor receptor binding
Source: RefSeq, a predicted model, not a curated record
AGUGCACAUCUCUUCUCAUAUCAACUUAUCUUCUCUUCACCAUGAUAAACACAUUUCACACUGCUUACAAUCCCCCACCAGUGCCUCCUCGGGCAGGAUACAGCAGACCCCAGCCGCCGGGCAACACACCUUUAGUCAAGUUUUUGUCUGUGAUGCUACUGCUUUUAAUUAUACUGUCCUUCGGAGGAUUUCUCUUCUUGUUCCAGAAACUAAACGUGCAGCUUCAGGCACAAUACAACAAAGACAUGAUGAUCCAAGACAGACAACAGGUUUCAGAAGGAACUGAAAAAGUGGCUAGGUUAAGUGGAGAGGCAUCUUUCAAAGGACCAGCAGCACACAUGAUUCUUCAGAAUGAACAUACAGCUAAAUCCACAGACAAGAGUUUAUCUAAUAAACUUCACUGGGACCUAGACCACUCAUUCCUGCAGGAUGUCCAGCUCAGCAGUACAAGGGAUACAUUGACCAUUCAACACCCCGGAAUCUAUUUCAUCUAUUCUCAAGUUACCUUCUCCAAACACUCUGACAGGGCAUUAAAACAAGCUAUAAAGAGCAAAGUACCUCAGGGAAGACAAAAUGAAGACAAGGAGAUACUCAAGUCUUUUUGCAGCUUGAACACUAACAAUUCCCAUUUGUGUACUGCCUCACUGUCAGGGGUGUUUCGUCUAAAGAAAGACCAACAGCUCUAUGUUACAGUAACAAACACAUCAUUGGUGAAUAGAGACUCCUGCAGCUUUGGAUUAUUCAAAUUACAGUAAUGAACACUCUGAAAUUGAACUGGUCAAGAGAUGGAUGAUAUGAGACUUUCAGGGGAUUGACUGGAUUAAAGAGGCACUAUAAUUGACCAUGGAUCAGUGUUAUAAAGACAUUUUCCAGUGAAAACCUCUUCUCAAUGACACCAUCACAUCAGAAUCCAAGUUCAGGACAAUUGUUACAGGAAUUGGGGACAAUAUUUCGGUUGUAUUUUUCAUUGCAAAUUAUACCCUGAUGAAUACCAGGAAUAUCAGGUUUUACAAUCUUGAAUGCUAAUGUUGUCAAUUAUUUAUUGCUUUUAUUAUUAUUCUUUAAUAUUCCUUCUCAUUGUUUGCUUUUCUUACCUUUUCUGAUUUUCUUUUUAAUACCAAUAUUGAUAAUAAAGUAUUGAUCAUAUUUAUUCAGGUAUU